Racocetra persica is the source of this 359-nucleotide messenger RNA. Lineage: Eukaryota; Fungi; Glomeromycota; Glomeromycetes; Diversisporales; Gigasporaceae. The record is from the annotation of a GenBank genome assembly.
UUGCAUCUAAUAAUCUAAAUUUACUAAAGCCAGGCUUUUUAUAUACCUGUGAUGAUAUUGGAACAGAUAAUAUUGAGUCAAGUCUAUCAGUAGCAAUUAAAAAAUGCUAUCAAACAAUUUUUAAUACUAAACCUGAAUAUUUUGAAAAGUUUUCUGUGGUUAUAAUAAGCAUUGGUGACCUGGAUGAAGAUAAAUUCUAUGGAGUCAGUACUGGAUUUAUUUUAUUGUUUACUACGUAUUACCAUGGUGCACAACUCCUUUUUAUAUUCAAAAUUGAUAAAAAUCAAUGUAUUCUAAAAAUUUAUUGGGAAUCAGUGUGUAUUAACAAAAAUACAGAAGAAACUCCAGAUAAGGGUUGA